AAACAGUACAAGCUUUUCAAAAAGUGUUUCCAAAGGAAUUAUCUCCAGAAAGUGUGUGUGGAAAUGGUGUAGAUUAAGUGCUAGAAUCUAGGGAAUUUAAUGCUUCAAGUUAUUUGGUCGCAUUGCAGGGAGUGAGGGCCUUUCUCAAUGGCUUGAGAACCCAACAUAUCCUAACACCACUCUAUCGUGGAACAUUGUUUAUGAUGAUAUGGAACUGCAAAACUAUGAAUGUUCUUGCCAUAAAAAAUUUUUUAUACUGACUUGGAUUUUAAUUGUUUGGUAGGGAGUGACAUGAUUGAGCAGGACAUUUAUAGAUCUUCAAGUUACUAUAUUGCAUUGGGUAAUUUGAACUCAGGGGAUGUGAAGUGUCAGGUGGAAUUAAACCUCACAAUCAGGGCUUUCAUUUACGAUACAACUGAAGCUUACUACAAGUGUACCUUCACUGAUGGGCUGUGUAACUUGAGUAUCUUGUUUCAUCAGGGAAAUUCUGUUGUCUUGACUUCUUUUGGUCCAGAACAGAUGACUGGUCUGUCAGACUGUCAUAUGGACCAAGAUGGAUUACAUAUAUUGUUGGCAUUGGUAGAGUUCUUUCUUUUGGUUACUCUUAUUACAACCUUUACUAACAUACCGUCUUUAAAUACUAUUUUUCUCCUGAAAGGUGGAAUGAGUGCAGUUAUGUUGGUUGCCAUUAACUGCUUGAUUAAGUUUCAAUAUAGUCGUGAAGAUGAAACGAGUGUUUCUUACCGUUCCACAAGAGCCCCUCUGCUUUCUAGCAAAGAUGAUGACAUCUCAAGUUGGGGUUCAUCUUAUGAUUCUGUCUCAAGUGAUGAAGCAGAUCUUGAAGACUCUCUGGCAGUUUCUGUUGAAGGGACAUCAACAAGAAAUGGUGAAAACAGUAACAAUACCCAGCGACUUUAUGCAAUUUGCUUUGAUGCUCCAAGGGAAUGCUUCUUCCUUCCAUGUGGGCACUGUGCGGCUUGCUAUGCAUGUGGAACUCGAAUAGCAGGGGCUUUUGGAACUUGCCCCAUUUGCCGUCAGAACAUGAAAAAAGUGGGGAAGAUUUUCACAGUAUAAUGCGGCACUUGCACAGCCUGCUUCAAUGAGUUGUUGCAUGCUGUACAUUUUUUUAUAGGUAACUGAUUUUUAUGCUGAUGGAUGCCUCAAUCAAGAAAAUGACAUUCCGAAUGGGUCAUCACAUCAGCAUAGUUUUUUUAAUGUGGAAAGAACGAAUGAGCCAUGCAUUUUGUUUCCCUGAGUGGCCCCUCCACCAUGUAUUACUCUCAUAAUUGGUAUACAAUGUCCAAGCAUGCUUUUGGUCAAAAUGAGUUGAAUAAUAAUCAAAGAUAAUUAAUAAAUAAAAGAUAAAGAUGAGUGUAAAGCAUUUCAUGAAUGGAAAAAAUUGACAGAAGAGAGAGAGCAAAGAUUUGUUUCUUCUUGCAGGAGGAAAUGGAGUGGUGCGGUUGUAAGAAAGUCAAAAGUAUAUUGACAAGCAUCAAGUGUUUGACGAUUAACGAAGACAAGUUGAAGACGCUUUCCUUCUUUUCCAACUUUAGAACGUGGAAUGAAAAUCAUACUUGCCACAGAUUGGAAAGGAGCGGCGGCCUUUGCUGCCUCCCUUGCCAGCCUCUUUAUAUACUUUUUUUUUAAUCUUCUCUAUGUAUUUAGAAAAACAAAAUAAACCAUAUUCAUGA
Durio zibethinus is the source of this 1691-nucleotide messenger RNA. The record is from RefSeq and is a predicted model, not a curated record. NCBI's taxonomy places the organism in Eukaryota, Viridiplantae, Streptophyta, Magnoliopsida, Malvales, Malvaceae.